AUGGAUAAAUCGGAAAAAAAGGAUAAGAAACAGGAUAGAAAAAGAGACAAUUCAAAGACAGAAGGACAGAUUUUCAAAGGAAAGAUGGAUAUUGUCAAUGAACAAUUGGAAUUACUGGAUAAAAAAGGAAAAUUAUUGGCGGAAGAAGAGGAACAAGUUAGGAAACGAAAAAUGGCUUUGAAUUGUAAUUUUGGAAUUAAGGAAAAAAUAAAGAAAUCAAAUCAUUCUUCAUUACCAUAUAAAAAUGACUUUGAUUUAGAAUUGAAGGAAAAGGAUACAUUUCUACCCACAGCAGUGGUAAGAGUAGCAAUUGGAAAAGAUCAAUUUGUUAAAGCGAGAGCCUUUAUGGACACGGGUGCGCAACCAAAUGGCGUAACUUUUAGCCUCUUUAAUAGCAAAUUGAAGGAAACUUUGAACUCUAUACCAAUGUCCAGGAGGAUGAUAGGUAUAAAUGGACAAACAUUUGAAAUUCGUCAUAAGGUAACUUUGAAAAUUCAUUCAUGGUUUGAAGAUGACAUUUUUGAAAGAGCAGUGUUUUGGAUCAUGCCAAAAGAUGCGUGUUGGGGUUUGUACAUGCCUGAUAAGAAAAUGAAUCCAUUUAAAAUUCAAAACACGAGUGAUUUGCCUUUCGCUGAUCCAAAUUAUUGGCAACCAGAACAAGUUCAUCUGCUCUUUGGAGUCGGGCUGUUUGCUAGGAUCAUUGUAUCUGUGAUUGACAGGACAGUCAAUGGAACAGCAGUCAUGGAGACAAGGUUCGGAGUCAUUAUUUUCGGAAUACAUUCGGAAGAUGAUUUGAACGAACUGGAGGAAAUAAGCAUCGGACAGGCGAAUGCAUUGUCUGAAUAUGAAGACGGCAUUCAUUUGGAUAAAUUAUUGGAAAGACUUUGGAAACAGGAUCAAGUGCAGGAAGCACCAAAGUUAACGAAAGAGCAAAUGGAAGUGGAAAGACAUUUUGUGGAAAACUUCACACGUGAUCAAACAGGAAGAUUCACAGUGCGCAUACCAUUGAAGCCCAAUAUCACUUGUUUCGGAAGCUCAAGAGAAAUCGCUUUGAAAAGGUUCAUGUAUCUGGAAAGAAAGUUUGCGCGGGAGCCAAACAAAAGGAGUAUAUAUGUGGAGAAAAUGCGUGAAUCGAUGCGUUUAGGACAUAUGGUGCAAGUCACACAACAAGCAAAAAUGGAUGAGCUUGUGUAUCACAUACCACACCACUGUAUCGACAAGGAUGAUCGAGUAGUGUUCGAUGCUAGUUGUAAAACGGAUACAGGAGUAUCUUUGAAUAGCAUUCAAAUGUUAGGAGCAAAGCUUCAAAAGGAUUUAUACGAAACAAUCAUGCGGUUCAGGAGACAUAGAGUUGCCGUAUAUGCAGACAUAAGGAAAAUGUUUAACCAAGUGCGAUUGGCAAGAGAUCAAUGGAACUUGCAAAGAAUUUUCUGGAGAGAAAGCUCGGAUGAACCACUACGGGAGUAUUGGUUAACAGUAGUCAUUUUCGGAAAUACUUCAUCCGCAUAUUUAGCGGUCAGAUCAGUAUUGCAAGCAGCUUCGGAAGCAGGAGAAGAACUUCACGAAGCAGCGAAAGCAAUCAAAGAAGACUACUAUAUGGAUGAUUGUGUCACAGGAGCAGACACAGAAGAGGAUGCAAUAAAACUUGCAAAUGAUAUGGAUACAAUCCUGAAAGGAGCAGGAUUUGAGUUGAGGAAAUGGCAAUCAAAUAACAAAGCCAUUAAAAAUGCAUUGGACACAUCGAAUAUUGAAAAGGACAUGCUUUUCAAGGAGGAAGAGGAAUCAGCUGUUUUAGGAUUGAAAUGGCUGAUUGAGGAAGACAAAUUCACAUUUGUAGUGAAAAACCCGGAAUGGAAAGGAAAAGCUACGAAACGUGCAAUAGCAAGUCACGUAGCCCAACUAUAUGAUCCAAAUGGAUAUAUCAACCCAAUCACCAUCAGAGGCAGGAUGCUGAUUCAAGAAUUGUGGAAAGCAAAAGUUGGAUGGGAUGAAGAGUUGGAGGAUAGAUUUGUAAACAAAUGGAUAGAAAUUUGGAAAGACAUUAAAUGUGUGGAACAUUUCAAGAUUGAUAGAUGGCUUAGCACUGGGAAGGAAGCCAAAAUUCAAAUUCAUGGCUUUUCGGAUAGCAGUGAAAGUGCAUAUGGAGCUAACAUUUAUGUUAGAGUGGAAAGAAUAGGAAAGGAAAUAAAAUGUAACCUGCUUACAUCGAAAUCACGUGUUGCACCAGUGAAAACCGUUGCUCUUCCAAGGUUAGAGCUGACUGCAGCUGAACUGCUGGCGAGAUUAGUCAAGGAAGUCACAAAGACGAUGGAAUGGACAGAUGUGGAAACGUUUUUAUGGAUAGACUCAAGUGUCGCCUAUUAUUGGAUAAAAAAGGAACCAUGCACAUUGAAAACUUAUGUUGCAAAUAGAGUGGCAUCUAUUCAGGAGAAUACGGAUAUAGGAUGCUGGCGACACAUUGAUGGGACAGACAAUCCAGCGGAUUUGUUGACAAGAGGAGAGUCACCAACCGGAUUAAUUGAUAAUGAUUUGUGGCUACACGGACCAAGCUGGAUAAGAUUACCGCAAUCAGAAUGGCCAAAAUCCAGAGUCAUGCAACAACCACCGGAAGAAGCAAUAUCCGAGGUAAAGGUAAACUCAUUCAGUGUGUUCAGAGAUCCGUUGAGAAUAGGAAUAAAAGGAACCAAAGAAAGUAUUCCACUCAUUGAUCAU
Sitodiplosis mosellana (orange wheat blossom midge) is the source of this 2712-nucleotide messenger RNA. RefSeq lists its product as uncharacterized. The annotation marks the transcript as partial. The record is from RefSeq and is a predicted model, not a curated record. The transcript has a single exon. NCBI's taxonomy places the organism in Eukaryota, Metazoa, Arthropoda, Insecta, Diptera, Cecidomyiidae.